GGGGAGAGAGAGCGUGGGUAGACUUGGUGAGUGAGAGCAAGGAGAGAGUGAGAGAGAUAAAUGGAAGAGAGUGAGUGAGAAUGAGUUGGUGAUUGUGAGUGGUGGUGGGUUCUGGGUGGAAACGCCGUUUCCUGUGUGCGGAUUUGUAACAUCCAGGCGGCCACAGACGUCGUCGUGGCGGCUACGAAACGACUCGAUCAAGGCGGAUAUGGACCCACUGCUGGUGUCUCUGUGACCUGCAAACACGCCACCUAAUGUGACGCGCGGGUUUGCCAAAUCCCCAGCUGUGUGGUAGCUCCGUCACGGAGUAAAUAAUAGGAUCUCUGCUGGGGAAAGAUGCCGCGCGAGGGGGUCCAAAGAGGAAGGGAAGAGCUUGGAGACGAUGGCGUGAUGGAGGGCACGGGCGAUCAUGGCACAUUCACUGCUGCAGCAGAUUACAAAGCCGCUGACUUGACGCAGCUGAGCUUCAGGCGUGGCGACCGGAUAGUCGUCCACCAGCAGAUGUCCAACGAGUGGUGGUGGGCUGAACUGAGCGGCUGCUUUGGCUACGUCCCGGCAAGAUAUUUCACGGAAAGGGACCCGCUCCAGGACCUGGGCGAGGAAGACACUUGGCAGGACGAUGAGUACUUCAACAGCUACUCCAAACUCAAGCUGCAGCAGGAGAUGCUGGCCGACCGAGUGCGCACCGAGACUUACGGUGCUGUCAUGAAGAGGAGCCGCGAGUGGCUACGGGGCAAGGCGGUGCUGGAUGUCGGCUGUGGCUCUGGUAUCAUCAGCAUGCUCUGUGCCAAGCACGCCCAGCCAUCACGGGUGUACGCGGUGGAGGCGAGCGAGCUGGCGCGGCUCACGGAGCAAGUGGUGCGGUGUAACGGGAUGGAGGACACAGUACGCGUACUGCAGGGCCGCGUCGAGGACGUCGAGCUACCCGGCAGCGUCGACUGCCUCGUCUCCGAGUGGAUGGGCACCUGUCUGCUGUUUGAGUUCAUGAUCGAGUCGGUGCUGCAAGCCCGUGACCGCUGGCUGCGAGAUGGAGGAGUCAUGUGGCCCUCAACAGCUGCCCUGUACUUGACGCCCUGCUCUGCUCAGCGUGAAUACGCGGACAAGAUUGGCUUCUGGGACUGGCAGUAUGAACUGGACUUCAGCCAGCUCAGGACUGAGGCGGCAAAGGAAUUUUUCUCCAAGCCCAAGCACGACCACCAGAUGGACCCAGACGACUGCCUGGCAGAGCCAUGCUGCAUCCUGCAGUUGGACAUGAGCAAAGUGCAAACUUCCGAUUUGGAGGAGAUUACUUACGAAUUUAUAUUCGAGGUCAAGAAAGCAGGACCUAUGCACGGGUUUGCGGCGUGGUUCAGCACAGAAUUUAAGUGCCCCGACUCCAACCCUUCCAUAAUUUUGGACACAGGACCCAUGACCACCGCCACACACUGGAAGCAAACUCUCUUCAUGUUGGACUCCCCCGUGGCAGUGACUCCUGGAGACGUCGUGGCGGGCAGUGUCGCGCUGCGGAGGAACCCAGUCUGGAGACGGCACAUGAGCGUGGCUUUCCGGUGGCGAGUCGCCCCGUCCGCGGAUGCCCCCGAUGCCAUCGGCGAGGGCGAGAAGACCUUUCCUCUGUGGCGCUGAAGAGCACGGUAUUCAACGAAAAAUUCCAGUUGCACAGUUCACCCCACACAUUCACCUUGUUGCUCUUGAAUAAUAAUCUGCACAAUUUUUACACCUCUCCGUCGUUUUGUUUAUUACAAAUCUGAAGAAUGUGACUGCUCAUUGUGUUUAUGUAUUUUAUUAUGAGAUCAGCCGUGUGUUUUGUCAAUUUAUAUUUUAAAUUAUUAUCGUGUAAUUCGCAACCUCCAUAAUAUAGCACAACUUAUUUCGGAAGGAUGAAACGAAGAUGAUCUGUUGUGUUUUCAUUGCUCUAGAAAGUUGUGCGUUGUGUUGACGAACGUAAAUAUGCAUUAGUUUGAUAUAUGUCACUAAUCGACUUGUAUGUCAAUCUCGUCAUUUAGUUUACAGGUGCUAUUUGUGUAACACGCAACUAAAAUACAAUGCCCACAAUAAAGUUUUUUUAAAAUCUGC
Lethenteron reissneri (Far Eastern brook lamprey) is the source of this 2073-nucleotide messenger RNA. Its product is annotated as protein arginine N-methyltransferase 2-like. Gene Ontology annotation, cellular component: nucleus. The record is from RefSeq and is a predicted model, not a curated record. Gene Ontology annotation, biological process: peptidyl-arginine methylation, to asymmetrical-dimethyl arginine; chromatin remodeling. Gene Ontology annotation, molecular function: protein binding; protein-arginine N-methyltransferase activity; histone methyltransferase activity. NCBI's taxonomy places the organism in Eukaryota, Metazoa, Chordata, Hyperoartia, Petromyzontiformes, Petromyzontidae.